This is a messenger RNA of Limanda limanda (common dab), 1383 nucleotides long. It is a transcript of the gene slc35f4, whose product is annotated as solute carrier family 35 member F4. Bases 1 to 1383 code for a protein of 460 amino acids. The record is from RefSeq and is a predicted model, not a curated record. NCBI's taxonomy places the organism in Eukaryota, Metazoa, Chordata, Actinopteri, Pleuronectiformes, Pleuronectidae. Gene Ontology annotation, cellular component: membrane. The transcript has 7 exons.
AUGAUAAGCACCGAGAGCCCCGGAGGAGGAGGAGAGGACGGAGGAGAGCCGCCCUGCAUCCGGAUGGAUCCUCUGAGCAGCACCCACCUGCCGGGCAAGGCGACGCCGACCGGCGGCAGCCCCAAGGUGACGGCGAACGGGGUGCCCGACAUAGAGGACCGCAUCCUCAGGAUCACCGGCUACUACGGAUACAACCCGGGCUACUCCAGCCACAGAAGAGAGGAUGGCUCCGAGUCUCAUGCAGAGACACCAGGCAGUGAGACCAGCGCAGAGAGCCAGUCCAACCAGACCUGCAAAAACAUGGCCCUGAAGGUGCUGGGUGGUCUGCUGGUGGUGCUGUGUGUGUCAUCCUCCUGGGUGGGCACCACUCAGGUGGUGAAGCUGACCUUCCAGUCCUUCUCCUGUCCCUUCUUCAUCUCCUGGUUCAGCAGCAACUGGAACAUCCUGUUCUUCCCCAUCUACUACUCUGGACACAUGGUCACUACUCGAGAGAAGCAGACGCCCAUACAAAAAUUCAGGGAGUGCAGUAAGCUCUUUGGGGAGGACGGGAUGACUCUCAAGCUUUUUGUUAAAAGAACAGCACCUUUUUCAAUCCUUUGGACACUGACCAACUACCUGUACCUGCUGGCCUUGAAGAAACUGACUGCCACUGACGUCUCAGCGCUCUACUGCUGCCACAAGGCCUUCGUCUUCCUCCUGUCCUGGAUCGUCCUCAAGGAUCGCUUCAUGGGCGUUCGGAUUGUGGCAGCCAUAAUGGCCAUCACGGGUAUUGUCAUGAUGGCCUAUGCUGACGGUUUCCACGGUGAUUCCUUUGUGGGCGUGGCGUUAGCUGUGGGCUCAGCCUCAACAUCAGCUCUAUACAAGGUGCUGUUCAAGAUGUUUCUGGGCAGUGCCAACCUGGGAGAGGUGGCUCACUUCCUCUCCACCAUGGGCUUCUUCAACCUCAUCUUCAUCUCCUGUGUGCCCCUCAUCCUCUACUUCACCAAGGUGGAGCACUGGGGCUCGCUGUCCUCACUGCCCUGGGGAUACAUGUGUGGACUGGCAGGACUUUGGCUGGUGUUCAACAUCUUGGUACACGUCGGUGUGGUGCUGACCUACCCCAUUCUCAUCUCCAUAGGAACACUGCUCAGUGUGCCGGGCAAUGCAGCCGUAGAUCUUCUGAAACACGAGGUGAUGUUCAGCGUGGUGCGCCUGGCAGCCACCUGCAUCAUCUGCCUGGGCUUCUUGCUCCUGCUGCUGCCGGAGGAGUGGGAUUCGGUCACGAUGCGUUUCCUGGCCACCAUCGCAGACAAGAAGUCGGAGGAACAUGGCGAGGAGCUCACGGAGUCCAGCGUCCACACUCGCAGUCGGGCAAACGGCACCGUCUCCAUUCCCCUGGCGUGA